AUGAUCACAGGAGUAUCGACUGCUGAAGAACCUGUACACAACCCAAUUGAAGUUACCACGCGAAAGUACCAUGCGGAGACGGGUGUCUUUUGGGAAUAUAAAUUAGAAAACAAAAAUCGGCAGAAAGCCGAAAUCCAAGAGGAUUAUGACUCCAUCGCAGAGAACUCGCCCUAUGUCUCACGUUCAGAAGAUUUUCUUUUCUAUAUCGCUAAUCUGAAUCGAAUUCGACUUCGAAUGCGUCGUUUCUCGUCUGGGUUCAAACACAGAGAAAUCAGGAGCUUGUUAUUCUCAAGCCGGCAGAGAAAACAAGAUCUUGUCAAAGAUGAGCUGCUAGGUGUCACUCCUCCUCACCCAGCUGGACUAAUUAAAAAAUUGGCUUCAUACAUGCUGCUAAUACUGACGGACGAGUACAACACUUCUCAAGUUCACGCAGGGUGUCAGCAACGACUAACAAGUAUUCCAUAUGACGAGGAGGUUUGCGGACACAGAAAAACAAGAGAACGUGCAACGUACUGGGUUGAAGGAUCUCAAGGCGGCUUCAUUUCAAAGAGAUUGGGUGAUGUGGAUUGA
Zychaea mexicana is the source of this 570-nucleotide messenger RNA. RefSeq lists its product as uncharacterized. The transcript has 6 exons. The record is from RefSeq and is a predicted model, not a curated record. Bases 1 to 570 code for a protein of 189 amino acids. NCBI's taxonomy places the organism in Eukaryota, Fungi, Mucoromycota, Mucoromycetes, Mucorales, Lichtheimiaceae.